CGGAAACGGACAGUGUCUCUGUUAGAGUUGCAAUCAUUCCGGCAAUGCCUUUGCAAGAGAGCCGGCCUGAAAAUAGAGGUUGCAAGACGGAUGGUUUUGCCUUGGAUCCCUGGGGUCCCUCGCUAACUCCAGCCAAGCUUUCCGCUCUCUGCUUGCCCCUCUUUACAUUCAGGCUGCAAAACCGGCCCAGGCUGCCCUUCUGCUGCCCUCUCCCACUGGCUGCAGGCCACCAACUGCCAAAUUGGGAUGGCCAUUCGCUCCCCGGGCUGGAGAGGAAGAGAAUGAGAUGACUGUCCUUUUGUUUUCGCUCCCCAGCUACUCAGUUUCCCAGCGAUGCUUCCAUGUACAGUAAUGAGCGGACACAACAUGGCUGCGGGAUGUGUUCUUCAGCACUCCUACGAAGUUGGCUCUUGCGGGGACUUGGAGGGCUUGCAGGCAUCCAGAGCUCCCAGCUGCUGCCGCCAAGCCAGUCUCUUAAUUCCCUGGCCAGCUCACACUGCCGGUGAAAGUGCUUUGCUCAGCCAAACUCGGUAUAGUAUGUAUGAAGCAGCGGAUGUGUUACCCUGCCAGGCAGAAAACAUCAAAAGUGUUCUUGUAUUUUUUUACCUCCUAAUUUGCAGCUGAAUGUCUUUAGUGCCAGAAGAUCCUGGGAGCUGGAUAACCGGCCUCUGCGAUGUUCAGACCCAUGACCGACAGCAGAGAGAGCCAUUUGUUCCGACUUAUGUAUGAAAAGUAAACAGCUGACUUGGGGCAGGCCACUCCUCUGUGAUAAUUUUUCUGCUUUGCAAACAAGCCAGGUUUCUGGAAUGUUAGAAUAAUACCUGAGGAGAGAGAAGCUCAAUUGCGAAAGCCAGUGCAAAGAUGCAGCCUCUGAGGCCUCAAACAUGUGGUGCACCAUCAGAGUGCCCUGAACUUGCCAUCCCAAGAGCUGAAUCGCUGUGUUUGCAUUUCUGAAACCGCUGCGUUAAAACUAGGAAUGGACAUUCGGACCAAAAUUCACUGGUCUUGGAGGACACUUAGAACCAUAAUGGGUCCUCAUGAAAUGCCUCUUCCCUCUGGGCCUAGGUUCGGAAGGAAGAACGUGAGCCAGGGAGAAAUGGAAUCGACUCCAGCGACUGCUGAUAGCUCUUAUCUUCUUAUGGGCACUACAAAGUGGCUGCGCCUGUUACAUCUGACUGGAAGAAGACCAGGUGGAUGACUGUGCAUCAAGUGCUGUUUGUCUUCCCUGCGUGACCGGCAGGAUGGCGCAGUGCAAAGGAACAGGCUGUGUUGCUCAGGCGUCAGUCCAAAUCAGAGUAACGGCGAAAGGCUCGGGCCAAUGUGAGCGAUGGAGUCCUCCUUCGGCAGUCUCAGGCGUGUGCGGCGGUGGCAGCGGGAUGCCGAGGUGCCCCUGCAGCGCCUCGCGAGAGAGGAGGCCCAUGUGGCCAGGAGCACGCCGGCGGCAAAGCCCGGGUCCUACGGAGUCAGCAUCCGGGUCCAGGGGAUCGAUGGCCACCCCUACAUUGUGCUCAACAACACCGAGGGGGGCUUGUCCGGAAACCCCCCGGCACCAGAAAAUGGCCAGGAGGUUGCAUCGGAGCCACCUGGUAGCCCAGCGACGGGCUCUGGCCCUGCUUCUGUGACUGAGGAGAAGGCUGGCGAGGACGGGCCUUUCUGGGAUCCUUUCAGUGCCCCCCCAAGUGUGUGGAGAAGCCUGAAGCAGAGCAGAGUGGACCGGGGCGAGGACAGCGCCUCCCUCUGCAGCUCCGGGCUGCCCGGGUCCUCCGGCCUGUUGAACUUCCAGAGGCACCCCGAGCUGCUGCAGCCCUACGACCCGGAAAAGAGUCUCCCAGGUCUGGCGGGCCUUCACCCAGCCCCGCCCAGCCUGCACAGGUGCCUUGCAGAUGAGCUGGGGGGAGACAGCGAGAGCCAGGUCUCCCCCCUGGAAGCCACGGCCUCCAAUAAAGCAACCCUGCAGUGUGCAGAGCUGUCCAAGCCAAAGCCCAAAACCGUGGACUUGACCAAGCCUGCCGUGACGGGAGAUUCAGGCCGGGAGGGUUUGGAACACCCCAGUGCCACUGGCAGUCCAAACGGGCUGCACGGGUCCCUUGAGUCGCUCUCCUCCAGCAGUGGGUCCCCCUGCACCGGGAGCCCCCCAGGCUGCCUGGAAGCCAGGAAGUGUCGGCCCGACCUCCUUCCCUUCCGCAGGCAGGACUCCGCCGGGUCGGUGCUGAGCGGCUCCUGGCGCUCUUCGUCCUCGGCCGCGCCAACCUCUGCCGCCUCCUUGUACCGAUUCCUGCUCGAUGACCAGGAAUACGCCAUCUAUGCUGACAACGUGAACCGGCACGAAAACAGGAGGUACAUCCCCUUCCUGCCUGGGACCGGCCGCGAUAUCGACACCGGAUCCAUUCCGGCCGUUGAGCAGCUCAUAGAGAAGUUUGGCAGAAGGGCCAGCCCACAGAGGAGAGGCCGGCUGGCGAUACGGAGCAGGGUUCAUCCGGAAGAUCGGAAGCGCUCCCGGAGUGUUGACAGUGCCUUACCCAGCGGCCUUACAGGGAACGGCGACUGUUUAGAUGAAGGUAGCAAAAGCCUGGGGGUGUCAUCCGAGCAUUUGCCGCAGCCCUCCGGAGUUUGCCCACCGAAGCCAUCCCCUCCGGACCAGACAUCGGCUGCGCUUGUGGGGUCAGCUGCCCCUCGGACCGUGAGCAAAGUCCGGGUGAUGGCAGGAGCGAGAGACUCUCCAGGCAACCCUUUCCAUUCUUUGCAGUACCACAAGCAAAGCAAGACCACCAGCGAGAGUUUUGUGCUCAGGUCCUCCACGCUUCCAACCCAGAAUAAAAAAGGGGAAAACAGAACAGUGACUUCCACUCUCUUGUUACCAAACCGUGUUGUGACUCAGAACAUUUCGGUGAAAACGCGGGCUUCUGCCUCGAACGCUCAGGUGACUCCCGAUCUGCUGGAGGGCCAACGGGAACUGGCGCAGCAGACCAACGAGGAAGCAGCCAAGCAGAUCCUCUACAGCUAUCUCAAGGAAGGAAGCAGUGAAACAGAUGAUGCAACGAAGAGGAAAGUCAACCUAGUCUUUGAGAAAAUCCAGACUCUGAAGUCCAGAGCAGCUGGGAGCACGCAGGCUUCUGAACUGUCUGCAGAACUCAAAGCCCUGGUGGAGCAGAAGAAGGAGCUGGAGAAGGAAGUUUCGGAGCUGCAGAGGAGGCUGGCGUUGGAGGGCAGGAAUCAGCGCAACCUCCGAGAGGAACGGGAUGCAGCCAGAACGGAGCUGCAGGGGCUGCGGCAGCAGCUAGAGGCCGGCCUGGAGGAGCGAGAUGCCCUCCAGAGGCAGCUGGAGGAGAGCGAGAAGGAGCUGCGGCACCACCUGGAGGAGCUCUUCCAAGUGAAGAUGGAGAGGGAACAGCAGCAGGCGGAGGUCCGGGACCUGCAGGGCCAGCUCUCGGAGAUGCACGACGAGCUGGACGGCGCGAAGCACGUGGAGCAACGCGGGCGGGAGCUGCUGCUCGAGGAGCUGGCGCGGCUGCAGGGCGACCUCCAGGCGCUCCUGGCGGCCAGGGAGCAGCAGGAAGAGGUGCACCGCAAGCGAGAGCGGGAGCUGACGGCCCUGAAGGGCGCCCUCAAGGCUGACGUGUCCAGCCACGACCAGGAGAUGGACCGGCUCAAGGAGCAGCACGGCCAGGAGCUCCGUGUCCUCCGGGGUGCUUUGGAGGAAGCCACCAAGGAGGUGGCCGCCCUGUCCCGCGCCCAGGCCGAGGCCGAGCAGCUGCACAGCGGUGCAGAAGAGCGUGCAAGAGAGGCAGCGGAGCGGGCCCAGCAGCUGGAGAAAGCCCUGCGCGAGCUGGAGGGCCAGCAGGAAGCGCUCAGCUGGGAGCUGGAGGGCUUGAGGCGAGACAGAGACAGCAUGGAGGAACGGAUGCUCUUCCACCAGAAGGAGCAGCAGCGUGUGGCGGAGGCCCUGGCGCAGGCGGAAGCAGCCACGGAGGAGCUGGCGCACGCCAAGGCCACGCUGGAGGCCCGGCUGGAGGCUGCCCAGAAGGACCUCCAGCAGCUGGGCCAGGAGCAGCAGCAGCUGGCGGACCGGCUGAGGGACGAGGUGAGCCAGACGGACCAGCUGAGGAGGGUGAAGAGCGAGCUGGAGGCCGAGCGGCGGCAGCUGGACAAGACUAUCGAGAAACUGCACGCGGAGAUGGCAGAAAUUGUCGAGGUCUCCCGGGCAUCCACCUUGGAGCUCCAGAACCAGCUUGAUGAAUACAAGGAGAAGAAUCGCCGGGAACUUGCUGAGACGCAGAGGCAGCUGAAGGACAAAAACCUGGAGUUAGAAAAGGCGUGCCUGACGGCCAUCAAACUGCAGGAGGAGGUCCGUUUUAUGGGGGAACAGUCGCGGGACCACCAGAGAGCCCAAGAGGAGUCUCUGACCAGGACGCAGCUCCUGGAGCAGACCGUGAAAGCCCUGGAGUACGAGCUGGAAGCCAAGAACCACUUGAAGGAAGAUCGGGCCAGACAAGCAAAGAUAAUGGAGGAGAAGAUCUCCCAGCUGGAGACGGAGCUCGAAGAGGAACGGAACAAUUCGGAUGUCUUGUCGGAGAGGAUCGGCAGGUGCCGCGAACAGAUGGAGCAAGUGAGGAGCGAGCUGCUUCAGGAAAGGGCUGCCAGGCAGGAGCUGGAGUGCGACAAGAUCUCGCUGGAAAGACAGAACAAGGACCUGAAAAGCCGGAUUCUCCACCUGGAGGGGUCGUACCGGUCCAGCAAGGAUGGGCUCCUCACUCAGAUGGAAGCUAGGAUCCUGGAGCUGGAGGAGCGGCUGGAGGCUGAGGAGAGGGAGCGGGCCAACCUGCAGUUGACCAACCGCCGUCUGGAAAGGAGGGCGAAGGAGCUCCUGAUGCAGGUGGAUGACGAGCAUCUCUCCCUGACGGACCAGAAGGACCAGCUGAGUUUGCGCCUGAAGGCGACGAAGCGGCAGGUGGAGGAGGCCGAAGAGGAAAUAGACCGACUCGAGAGCGACAAGAAGAAGCUCCAGCGGGAGCUGGAAGACCAAGUGGACUUGAAUGAGCAGCUGCAAGGGCAGCUGAGCGCCAUCCGGCAGGAACUCAGGCGCAAGAAGACCUCCAGCAAGCUGCUGAGCGACCUCGACGACGACGACGACGAUUUCAGCACUGAUGGGGAGAGCCUUUACGAAGCCCCGUCGGGGUUUAAGUUCUUGAGGGACAGCGACACCAAGAGCUAAAGGAAGCCCGCUGCGAACAUGCAGACACGACGGCCGAAAGCACGGACCAGCAGGUCCCCAGGGCCGGGGCUGUAGGCACCUCCGUGCUGGGCAAAGUGUAUAUACCCUCCAGAACACGCUGUUUGCAGGCCUAGAUAGUCCCGAAAUAAACGCUCUGACGCAAAGUGGGCCUCCCCCCAGACCGCUGCCGCAGGGCUGCUGCCCCCUCGUUCUGCCGCCACUCCCCGCGAGAGGAAGGCUCUGCCGGAGCCGAGGACUCGGCUCCCCGCCGGCGCGGACCUGCCCCGGAUGCUGCCCCUGGGAGAGGGAGGGCGCCGCAGGGGUCUUUGGAUAGAAGUCCCUAGAGGAAGGGCUGCGUGGUGAAGGAUGCGUGUGUUUCCAAUCAGGUAUUUCUCGGACCAGUUUUCACCGUUUUUGUAACACGCCCUGGUUUUUAUAGAGCACGGGAUGGGCAGCAAUCAUUCUCGGUAAUCGUGCCGUUUCAAGCACAUGGCGUUCUGUGUGUGCCGUGAAGGCUCUGGGUGGUCCCUGUGAGAUCGGGGCAAGUGAGGGGUUGGAAAGGGCCAGGCGACCCACGUGCUGCAAGCCCCCCACCCAGCGGCCUCGGCUCAGGGGGCUUUUGUGGCCGGCGGGAGGGCGGGACCAGCAGCACCCCAGGGUGGGGGUCUGGACCCUCUCCGGCCUUCUGCCUGUUGAGUUGUGGGGAGCUGCACCUCUGCUGUGAGCGUGUGGCCCGAGUGUUGCUGUGACCCAGCCAAGCGCCCUGCCCCGGGACUGGCGCAAGGGCCUUGCUGUGAGAAGCCCCCGAGCUCAAGGAGAGCAGGGGCACUCCCCGCUGGAGCCCACCACACCCCUGGGGCCCAAGCGGCGCGGCCGGAGGGGUGUUCAGCCGCAUCACGCUUCCUGCCGUGCAUUUCGGGGAUCCCCCACGGCGGGGCCCGCAAGGGACAUCUGUGAUGCGCUUGCAGGGAAAGGUGUUUCCCUCUGUGCCCUUGGAGUUUUGUCCGCAGGUGCCUGCAGACCUCCUCCAGAGGGGCUUCCGUGUGCUUUUGGGGCUGUGCUUGCAGGCCGCUGCAAUCCAUUCCCCGUCCUCCGUCCCCUUUCUUGGCCUCACGACCAUCCUUGCAGCUUCUCUGCUUUACGGAAGGGGCCUCCUGCGAGCUGCGCACGAGCGCGGGAAUGAGCUGCACACGGGGUGCGGUGGCUGGGGCUGCUUGAGAAGCGGGUCUGCCCUGGGCUGCCAGGCUUCAAGCUGCCAAGAUUGGGUUGCCGCUGCCUGGGCGCGUGGCCCCAGGGCAGAGUGCGGAUUUUCAGAAACAGCCGUUCAGAGCAGCAAGGUCCUGGCAGGAACAAGGCGCAGACACGUUUCUGCAAGGUUGCCAGCCGAUGGGCCUGUGGUCAGUGCUUCUGAAGGAGCAGGGCUCCCUGUGGCGCGUGACUGGUGAGCUAUGCCUGGUGGAGGAGAAAGGACACCUGGGCUGGGCCAGGCUGGGCCGUGGGUGUUUGGGGCGUGACUAGCUUGGAAUGGGGGCGUGGGCAGUGCCACGCGUGGCAGCUUGCGGUCUGGUGAUGUGUGGAACAAGCCCAUUCCUGUGUGCCCCAAAGAGGCCACACCCUUGAGUAGAAGCAGAUGACCCGGGUGGGCCAGCUGGGUGCUGCAUGUCUGGAAAGGCCGCUGCCAGCCAGAGCAGGUCAGCCUGAGCUGGGCAGUCUGACUUGGUAGCGGGGGGUCGGGCACUCCUGCAGGGCAGUUCUGCCCGUUGAAGUGAACACGGCCUGUGAAGGAGCACAGCAGAGCGGCGCAAGUGUCAUGAGGCUAGGCGGCACGUCGGUCUUUCCGCCUCCAGCGCCGGCCUGGUGCUUCCUCCUGGAAAGCACCCGGUGGCCGGUGGCCAGGGAGCAUAGACGCCGCAGCAAGACUCCCCCGCCUCAAGGGAAAGGUGUUCAUGGCGGCAAAUCAGAACAACCUGCAUUUUGGGAAUGCAAGCUUUCCGGUCGGUGCUCCCACCUGCUCUCUCUUCCUGUCCAGAAGGCUGAUGGGAUGCAGAGUACACUCUCCUGUGAUAGCAUUUUAGGAGGGAAAGGGAACCUGGAAGCCUGUUGUGUUGACAAUCGAAGAAACCAUCUCGCGUGAUUUGAUUUUUGUUGUGAAACUAACAUAGAGACUUCACUUCACACUCACUUCAAGCUCUCCUCCUCCUGCCUUAACUAGGACAGAAUCUGCUGGGAGGGUCCCACAUGCCGCCCUUCUUAGCGCAAGGGCUCCUGUGGGAGAAACACCCUGGCGGAUUGUGUCCAUAAACUGAUCUGCUCAAGCCAUUUGUGGGAAGAUCAUGUGAUUUUUGCAGCUACCUCCAGUUGUGCUAAACUUAAAAGACAUUUUGGAAUAAACUGCAUUGGCUAAA
Molecule: messenger RNA, 7617 nt
Organism: Varanus komodoensis (Komodo dragon)
Lineage: Eukaryota; Metazoa; Chordata; Lepidosauria; Squamata; Varanidae
Gene: CGNL1
Product: cingulin like 1
Exons: 19
Coding region: 1328-5212 (1294 amino acids)
Cellular component (GO): myosin complex
Source: RefSeq, a predicted model, not a curated record